UGUAGCAGUAACACGCACCAGGCACCACUCUCAGAAACGAUACGAACAAGGGGAACGCACCACUCAGAAGUUUUGUCUCGCUUUCUUCUCCAACAGAACUCUCUCUCUCUCUUCAUAUAUACAUACACACAUAUAAAUACAGAUAUACAUACAGACGACAUUUUAAUAUUUUUGAAUACUCAGAAACGAUACAGAGAUCAGAAAAAUGAUUCGUUCCAGUGACGACGAGUGGACCGACGUUGAGGCUUACGACCUGGAGUUCCGAUCAGCAGGGGACGAAGACGCUUGGUUCAGCGUCCGAGGGCUUCUCGAAGGCGAGACAUUCCUCAUCAAGUUUUUGGGCUUCCUCGAAUCGUCCGACCUGAGAUUCAACGCCGGCGAUUUCCAGACCCUCCAAGCCGUCGACGAAUUCGUUCGCCGCUUUCGACCUGUUUCGGCUCAGGUACAGGACAGCGAGUGCUCCAAAAUCGUCCAAGGCUUGACGGUCUGUUCCUCAUACGAAUUCAAAUGUGACGACGUCCGUUUCUACGACGCCGUCGUCGAUGCUGUACACCAUGAGCAGCAUUCAUUUAAGAAAGAAGAAGAGUGUAUGUGCACCUUCGUGCUAUGCUGGAAACAUGGUCCAAAUGUGGGUAAUCUGACAUUUGCAAAUAUUGCUAGUAUAUGCCUAAUCCAAUCUGUCGAGCAACUCAAUUCCAGAGUGGCAUCAUUUGCAAAGAUAGCGAAGGAGAAAAUUGAAAUUGCUUCUCUUAAAUCUGGUGCAAUUUCUGAGUCAAGUUUGCUUCAUCAUGGGCUGCAGGCAAGUUAUUGUUUAUGAUGUUCUAAUUUUUUUUAUUUUUUUGGUGUAAAGUAACCCAAAUGACUAUAAACUAAGUAGAGUUGAAAGUUACUAUUGUAUACAUGAUCUUAGUUUGAAGCUAAGUUUGCUUGUUUUGUAGGAAACAGAGCCUUCCAGACAAUUUGGUAGUGCAGGAAGGACAACUGAAGGGUGGUUAUACAAAUGUCAUGAAAGGACUGAUCAAGAUCGAGACUUUGGUGGGGAAUCUUUCAUCAUGAAUGGCACCGAGGAAACUGGCGGUCAACGUUUUAUAUUAAUCGAGAAUUUGGAGAUAGAUCUGUCACCUUUGUCAAUUAUGGAAUUCAUACACAAACAUACUUCUAUCUCACCACUAGCAUAUGUUUUUCCAAGUUUGUCAUCAGAGUCAUUUGCAAGGGGUGCAAUUGUAUUGGAUUGCAAAAAGAAGCAUAAGAACGUAUAUCAGUUUUUAGAUAAUCAUGAUCAUGUUAUAACGUCUACAAAGGGAAGGCCAUGGGUUGUAAGUGAAAAUUCAUUAAGGCAUGGAACUUUUAGAACCACAUUUGGGAGCUUGAUGCCAAAAUCUCAGUAUAAAAUUCAGAAAAAGAUCAUUGAUGAUGAGUUGAAGAUCAUUCAUUCAGGAGCUGAAGAGCACAGUACAGCUGAACGUUUGAGGGAUUUAUACAAGGACUUUGCAGAUCAUCAAAUUCGACUUCACAUGAGGUUUGCAUUGGAUGAAAGGAAGAUCUUGGCGGAAAGCAAGAUCUUGAAGUCAUCCCGCAAUUGUAAGAUUAAACGUGAGCUCUAGUGAACAUGUCAACACAUGAAGAUUGAUCAGAAUGUUCGAUCUCCAAGUCACAAAAGAUGUAGUUUAGUUUGCAAUCAGGCAGAGACGAACUGUGGGCUCAUGCAAGAAGUUUUUUGUUGGUCUAUCAUCUUUGUUGACAUUGCCUUUGUAGUAAAUUCUGCAGCUUAGAUACCCAUGAAUCUAUACCUUGUUAAUAUCGCCCUUUCAAUGUUAUAGUAGCUAGUUAGCAUGACUGUGUUGUUGUUUGUAUGUGAUGAGAAUAUGAGGGGGUUGUGUUUUGUUUUGUAAUUUUUACAGAAUAGUCUGUUUAAAGAUCACCAUCCUGCGUGUUAAAAUUUAGAACCUUUUCUGGGGAUUUCUUUCUAUUGUAAAAAGGUUGGGGCU
Molecule: messenger RNA, 1988 nt
Organism: Cornus florida
Lineage: Eukaryota; Viridiplantae; Streptophyta; Magnoliopsida; Cornales; Cornaceae
Exons: 6
Coding region: 1053-1604 (183 amino acids)
Source: RefSeq, a predicted model, not a curated record